Molecule: messenger RNA, 746 nt
Organism: Nilaparvata lugens (brown planthopper)
Lineage: Eukaryota; Metazoa; Arthropoda; Insecta; Hemiptera; Delphacidae
Product: COP9 signalosome complex subunit 9
Exons: 3
Coding region: 373-552 (59 amino acids)
Biological process (GO): negative regulation of protein neddylation
Source: RefSeq, a predicted model, not a curated record
GCAUCGUAAAGAAUAUAGAAAACAUUUUUGAGUUUGUUGUGUGUUUGUGGUGUUUAAAGCCUACAACUUACAUUGUUGUUAAACAAUGCAUUGUUGUUAGCUUGGUUGUGACGUCAAGAUGGGUGGAUUUGGCAGUAAAUGUUGGCUUCAGAGGCUAGACUUCUCAGCGUGUCUAUUCUAUAACUGGUCUAAGGUUUUUCCUCGCGUAUCAUCUAAAAACUGUCGUCACGUCGUCAGCUGUCCCUGUCACCUAUAACAAGACAUUACAAGGUUUGAAUUAGUGUUUAUUGUGUUAAAAAAUCAGUCAAAAUUGACACCAAUUCGGAAAAGGUUGAAGACUCGCCGUGGUUGAACAUUGAAACUGAAGCCAAUAUGAAACCGACGGUAGUAGCUGAUGAAAUGUUUCCUGAAGGAGCAGGGCCCUACAUGGAUCUUGAAGAGGCUGGUGGAUCCAGUGGCCUAUUGAUGGAUCUGGCAGCCAAUGAGCGUGCUGUUCAUGUGGACUUUUUCAACGAAUUUGAAGACCUAUUCGACGAUGAAGAUCUCCAAUAGAUGGCCAAUCCAACAAUCAGCUUAUAAUUUCGGACUUUUAUUACCAAACCCAACCACCAUUGAAGUAAAACAAAACCAUUGAAAUAAAUAUUUAUCAUUAAUUCCAAUUGGAAUAAAAUUGAGUUUUCUGUUUGCUUUUCAUUGAUGUGGAUUUCAUUGAUACCGGUACAUUAAAUACUUAUUUUUUAUUUUCU